Molecule: messenger RNA, 528 nt
Organism: Saprolegnia diclina VS20
Lineage: Eukaryota; Oomycota; Saprolegniomycetes; Saprolegniales; Saprolegniaceae
Exons: 1
Coding region: 1-528 (175 amino acids)
Source: RefSeq, a predicted model, not a curated record
AUGGAAAAAGUGAAUUUGUCGCUGCACCAGAAUCUAGACGUGUGGCACCAACUUCGCAAUCGCGUGUUCAAGGUCAUCACCUUCUACACGCAGUUUGUGUCGGCGCUCAUGUCGAUUGCUCUCGUGCAGCUCGCGGUCACAGUCGGUGGCCUGGUCGUCUACUGCCUACCUGGCUACAACCUUUUGAUUCUGAUGCUGGUCGGGUCGCUCUCAACACUGGUGUUUCUCUUGCCAUUGGCCAAGGCGCUCGACAUUCAAGCCAAUCACGAGUCGAUGCUCCACGCCUUGGUACUGCGUUUGCACCAUGAACGAGGGCGUCGCGCCAAGGUCGAUCGACUGAGCAUGAUGGCAUGUUUGUCGCAGCUCAUUCCGCUGGUCGGACUUAACGACGACCGGAUUCGCUUUUGGGGCAUCGAGCUCUCGACGGCACGCCUCGUUGGACUCACUUUUUCGAUUGGGUCGGGUUUAUCGGUGGUCUUUUCCCGCACCGUAUACCACAGCUGGUCGGAGCCUCUGUAUGGCACGUAG